Lepus europaeus (European hare) is the source of this 1502-nucleotide messenger RNA. It is a transcript of the gene C1QTNF9, whose product is annotated as C1q and TNF related 9. Gene Ontology annotation, molecular function: protein binding. Bases 105 to 1103 code for a protein of 332 amino acids. NCBI's taxonomy places the organism in Eukaryota, Metazoa, Chordata, Mammalia, Lagomorpha, Leporidae. The record is from RefSeq and is a predicted model, not a curated record. The transcript is spliced from 4 exons.
CGGGAAGGCUGCACUUCUUCAGUGUGCCCUGGAUUCCUGGUCCACACCACACCUGGGUCCAGCCUGCAGCCCUGGGGAUCAGUUCAGACCUGGUCACCUGAACCAUGAGGAUCUGGUGGCUCCUGCUUGUCACUGGAGUCUGCACGGGGAGUGUAAGCUCACAGGACACGUGCAGGCAAGGACACCCUGGCAUCCCUGGGAGUCCCGGUCACAACGGACUGCCUGGACGAGAUGGACGAGAUGGAGCCAAGGGUGACAAAGGGGAUGCAGGAGAACCAGGACAGCCUGGCAGCCCGGGAAAGGAAGGAAGGAGCGGAGAGAAAGGAGACCGAGGAGCAGAUGGAAAAGUCGAAGCAAAAGGGAUCAAAGGCGACCAAGGCUCCCGGGGGCCUCCAGGGAAGCAUGGGCCAAAGGGAUCUGUGGGCCCCAUGGGAGAGCCAGGCCUCCAAGGAGAGACCGGCCUACAAGGGCAGAAGGGGGACAAAGGCGAUGUGGGUCCCAGGGGGCCAGAAGGCCUGACCGGCGACCCCGGACCUUUGGGUCCAAAUGGCUUACCUGGCCCUGUAGGCCCCAUAGGCAAGCCUGGCCCCAGAGGAGAAGCCGGCCCUGUGGGGCCGCAGGGGGAGCCGGGAGUCCGAGGAAUAAGGGGCUGGAAGGGGGAGCGAGGAGAAAAAGGGAAAAUUGGUGAGACUCCAGUCCUGCCCCGAAGUGCUUUCACCGUGGGACUCACCGUGCUGAGCAAGUUCCCAGCUUCCGAUGUGCCCAUCAAGUUCGACAGGAUCCUCUACAACGAGCUCAACCAUUACAACGUAGCCACGGGGAAAUUCACCUGCCACGUCGCUGGCGUCUACUACUUCACCUACCACAUCACUGUCUUCUCCCGCAACGUUCAGGUAUCCCUGGUCAAAAACGGGGUGAAAGUACUGCACACCAAGGAUGGCUACAUGAGCUCCGAGGACCAGGCCUCCGGCGGCAUCGUCCUGGAGCUGAAGCUGGGGGACGAGGUGUGGAUGCAGGUGACCGGAGGAGAGCGCUUCAAUGGCUUGUUUGCCGACGAGGAUGAUGACACAACCUUCACCGGCUUCCUUUUGUUCAGCUCGUAAGAUGGAGAAGACUUUGUAUGUCUGCUUCGCCGGCGGCCGAAUCCCCCGGGGGAGGACGCUCUGAGAUGGUUUGACUCCAUUAAUCCUAAAAAAGGGGAAACAGGAAAACUAAAAUUGAAUCUAAAACUGAAAAUCCUGGGGCUGGCCCUGUGGCACAGAGGGUUAAACCCCCUCCUGCAGCGCUGGCAUCCCAUAUGAGUGCUGGUUCGAGUCCCAGCUACUCCACUUCCACUCUAGGUCUCUGUUAAUGCACCUGGGAAAGCAGAGGAAGAUGGCCCAGGUAUUUGGGCUCCUGCUACUCACGUGGGAGACCUGGGUGGAGCUCCAACUCCUGGCUUUGGCCUUGCCUAGCACCAACCCUCAAGGGUUGGUGAGCCAGUGGAUGGAAGAUGUCUCUGU